AUGACUGCCGCUAAAUCCUAUGACUACGUGGUUGUCGGAGCGGGAACCAGCGGGCUGGUCCUCGCCUCCCGACUCACUGAGGAUGCCGGCGUCAACGUGCUCCUGAUUGAGGCCGGGGCCAACCGCAUGGGCGAUCCGCGCAUCGAAACCCCUGGCUUUUUGAGCACGUUGUAUGGGAACCCCGACUUCGAUUGGGAUUACAUGAGUGAGCCGCAGAUCCAUGUGAAUAACCGGCAGAUCGCCCAGCCGCGCGGUCGCGUAGUGGGGGGCACGUCGGCCAUGAACUUUUCGGUGGUGAUGUACCCCUCAGAAAGCAAUUUCGCGGCCUGGAAGUCGCUGGGCAACGAGGGCUGGGGUCCCGAGGAUAUGGCGCCCUACCUCCGCAAAUUCCACACCUACACGCCUCCGUCAGAGGCGACGUCGACCUUGCUGUCGCUGGAGCGCUACAUGAGCCCGGAGAACCAGGGUACCAGCGGACCGGUUCCCAUCACCCUACCGGAUGUCUAUGGGCCGUUCAACCAGGCCUGGGACGAGGCCUUUGCCCGGCUGGGCUGGCGCACAGAUGCGGAUCCCAUCGCCGGUCGCAAGAUUGGCGCUUUCACCGCACCGUUGACGGUUGAUGGGAAGACUGGUCAGCGCGGAUAUGCGGCAGCGUACUACUCGCCAGAGGUAGCGCAGCGGCCGAAUUUGGACUUGUUGACUGAGACGAUGGUGGAAAGGGUGUUGCUAACUGAGGUGGAUGGGGAAGUAGUCGCGACCGGUGUGCAAGUUAGAGCCAAGGACGGUGAGCGUCAGGAGAUUCCUGCUGCACGAGAAGUCAUUCUUUGUGCGGGAAGCUUGAAUACCCCCCAACUGCUGGAGUUGUCCGGCAUCGGCCAGCGCGAGUUGCUGGAGAAGCACGACAUUCCAGUCAUUCUCGACCGCCCCGGCGUGGGAGAGAAUCUGCAGGAUCACUGUUUGGCAAGUAUCAACUUUGAAGUAGCAGACGACCAAGUGUCCGGCGAUAUCAUGCGAGACCCGAACGUAGUGCAGUCAUUGAUUCAGCUCUACGAGCAAACGCGCGGAGGCCCCUUGUCCGGCAUGCCCAUCAGUAUGGCGUAUCUGCCUCUGGUCGACCACGACGGCCAGCUCUCCCGCGAGAAAGUCCACGAGUUGCUCGAUCAGCACCUUGAUCAGGAGGCGGCAGAUCUUCCGCCUGCGCAGCAGAAGCAAUUUGCGCUGCAGCGGGAGCUGCUUCAGGCGGGCCACAAUGCCUCCUCGCAGUACAUGCUCAUGCCAAUCCAGACGCAUAUGCUCCCCGGCGUUACGACGCUUGCUGACGUCCUGGCCAAGUCGCUGCCGGGCAACUAUCUCACUGUGAUGGUUCUGCACAACCAUCCCUUUUCGCGCGGCUCGGUGCACAUCCGCUCAAGGAACGUGGAGGACAAGCCCGUCUUUGAUCCGAACUACCUCUCUCACCCGCUGGAUCUCGAAAUCCUGGCGCGACACGUCCAGUUCCUGGAUCAAAUAGUCGCGACGGAGCCGCUUGCGAGCAUGCUGAAGCCCCAGUCUCGGAUUCCCCAGGGGGUCGUCGAUUAUAGCAACCUCGACAAGACCAAAGAGGUGGUCAAAGAGCGCCUGUACACCUGCUUCCAUCCGGCGGGCACCUGCGCCAUGAUGCCGGCGGAACUGGGAGGUGUGGUCGACUCGCAGCUCAAGAUUCACGGCACGCGAAACCUGCGCGUGGUUGAUGCCAGUAUCUUCCCAUUAGAGCCGGCUGGAAAUAUCCAGGCCACCGUUUAUGCGGUGGCUGAACGCGCGGCCGACCUGAUUCGGGGGCACUAA
Aspergillus aculeatus ATCC 16872 is the source of this 1824-nucleotide messenger RNA. Its product is annotated as GMC family oxidoreductase. Bases 1 to 1824 code for a protein of 607 amino acids. Gene Ontology annotation, molecular function: oxidoreductase activity, acting on CH-OH group of donors; flavin adenine dinucleotide binding. The transcript has 2 exons. The record is from RefSeq and is a predicted model, not a curated record. NCBI's taxonomy places the organism in Eukaryota, Fungi, Ascomycota, Eurotiomycetes, Eurotiales, Aspergillaceae.